Capronia epimyces CBS 606.96 is the source of this 2403-nucleotide messenger RNA. RefSeq lists its product as uncharacterized. The transcript has 2 exons. Bases 1 to 2403 code for a protein of 800 amino acids. Gene Ontology annotation, biological process: intracellular protein transport; vesicle-mediated transport. Lineage: Eukaryota; Fungi; Ascomycota; Eurotiomycetes; Chaetothyriales; Herpotrichiellaceae. The record is from RefSeq and is a predicted model, not a curated record. Gene Ontology annotation, cellular component: AP-3 adaptor complex; membrane coat.
AUGGAUUCUUCCUGGCUCCAGCACGCUGACCCCAAUCAAGCCCGAGACUUGACCGUGGAAGCCGCACAGGUUCUGGGCAUCUCCAGAGGCCUCAAAGGAGGAUCGUCCGGUCGCACCAUCUCCUUUACCAAGCUCAAGGCUCUCCUGGACAGCCGGAGUGAUCGUGAGCUCCUGGAAGGACUGAGGAGAGUGAUCUCUAUGAUGUAUCAGAACAAGCCAUGUCUGCCCUAUUUCUCAUCCGUCGUCAAGAAUGUGGCCAAUCCGAACCUCGAGGUCAAGAAGCUCGUCUACCUCUAUCUCCUCCACUACGCCGAAGCCGACCCUGACCUGGCUCUUCUUUCCGUCAACGCCAUCCAGAAAUCUCUCACCGACCAAAACCCACAGGUGCGCGCGCUCGCCUUGCGCACCAUGUCAGGGAUGCGGGUUCCGGUCAUUAGUCAGAUCGUAUCCCUUGCCAUCAAGCGAGGAGUUGGUGAUAUGAGUCCUCAUGUCCGCAAGGCAGCCGCCCUCGCCAUUCCGAAGUGUUAUAGCCUCGACCCAAACACGCUACCUCAACUACUCGACUAUCUCUCCAUACUACUUGGUGACCGACAAUAUUUUGUAGUCGGCCCUGCUGUUCAGGCCUUCUUGGAAAUCUGCCCUGACCGUAUCGAUCUUAUCCACAAGCAUUAUAGAAGCCUCGUCAAGAAACUUGUUGAUAUGGACGAGUGGAGCCAGUUGGCUACCUUGAGGCUUCUUCUCUUCUACAGCCGACGCUGCUUUCCUCGACGGACGCGUAGGGUCACCAAGGUCAACAAAAAGGGUUUCUACGAGGACGAGCGCGACGAGACAGUCGAGACAAACGAAGUCAUCCAGGUCUUGGAUCCCGACUUGGAGCUCUUCUUGAACGCCUGCAGACCUCUACUUCGCAGCCGAAGUUCAGCGGUCGUCACGUCUGUCACCAGCUGCUUUCUGUACCUGGGCACGCCCGAAUACCUCGAAGAAGGUGUUGGCCCCCUCAUCGGUCUCCUGCGCGGACCUCCGGAAGUGGAGGAAGUGGCAUUGUGCAACAUCGUAUUGAUCUCAUUGUCGGCUCCAGAUCUGUUCGUACCCUACGCCUCUCAUUUCUUUCUCCGAGCGCACGAUCGGCCUCAGGUAUGGAGGUUGAAGGUUGAACUGCUGACCGUGAUAUUUCCGCAUGCGGCAUUGCAUCUCAAAUCCAUCAUUCUGAGCGAGCUUGAACACUUUGCUCACAGCUCCGACAUUGAACUCAUCCGGGAAUCGGUACGGGCGAUAGGGCGGUGUGCACAGUCGGAUCCGCAGAAUGCUCACCGGUGUUUCCGAGUUCUCCUAAAUCAGAUAUCCAGCUUCGACAAUAUCCUGGUCUCCGAAGUGCUUACCGUCGUGCGCCAUCUCAUUCAGCAAGAACCCGCAUCUCACCGGAAGACUGUGGUGCGACUGGCAAGAAACCUGGACCGGACCACCAGUCCAGAAGCCCGAGCCACAAUCAUCUGGUUAGUGGGAGAAUUUGCGAGCCUCGACCCCGACAACAACAUAGCUCCGGAUGUUCUGCGGAUCCUGGCCAAAGGGUUUGCGGACGAGAGCGAGACUGCUAAGCAACAGAUUGUCCUACUGGCCGCCAAGGUGUAUCUGCUGUUCUUGCAGCGAGAAGGCGCACAUGCUUCAGAUGAGAAGGACAACGCUGGAGAGUUGCAAGGUGGUGAGGCGCAAAGUGCUCAGACUUCGGCCAUCCUCGACCACCGAAUUUCCAAGCUGUGGAAUUACAUCCAACUCCUCGCUCGAUAUGAUGUAUCGUACGAUCUCCGUGAUCGGGCCCGGCUCUUCAAGGCGCUCCUCGCCGACCCGCAAUCAACACAACUUGCAGCUCUUCUGCUCCUCGCGCCCAAACCAGUACCUCACUCGCCGUCGCCAUCGGAGAGCCGAAAAGGCCUGGUACUCGGCAGCACUACCCUGGUCCUUGGGAAAGAUGUGGUUGGCAUUCUUGGGCUACCGGGAUACCAGGAAUUGCCGGCUUGGGUGGAAGAUGGUCACGAGCCGGACCCGAAGCUGAGAGACGCGGCGGAGGGCGGAGAGAAAGAAGAAUAUGUGCCACUCAACGCGAGAAAAACGGCGACGGUGGCGGCCAGCCGAAGACUGGACGCGGCUGUCAAGGAGCAGGGUCUAGAGAAGGUGGUAGCGGCAGGGUCGACGAGGGCGCAUGGAAAGCAGAGGACUUUGGACGACUGGCUGGCCGAGAGUGAAGAGGAAGAGGAGGGAAGCGAUGAGGGAGAGACGGAAGAAGGCGAGAGUGAAGAAGAAGAGAGCGAGGAAGAAGAUAGUGAAGAAGAGAGCGAAGAAGAGGAAGAGGAAGAGGAAGAGGAAGAGGAAGAGGAGAAGGCAAUGAGAAAGGGACUGAUGAGUUGA